AUGAAGAAACAGCUUGUUUUUCAUUCGUUUCUAGGACGUAUAUAUUAUUGUAUUAUCCGAACCCUUUGUGAUGGUUGUGAAAGUGCUGCUGCUGUUGUCUUCUGUGCGGCUGAUGAGGCUGCUCUUUGCUCUGCCUGUGAUGUAAAAGUCCACAUGUGCAACAAGCUUGCCAGCCGACAUGUCCGGGUGGGUCUGGAAAAUUCAAGUGAUGGUCCUGGCUGUGACAUAUGUGAAAACGCACCUGGCUUCUUUUACUGUGAGAUAGAUGGAAGCUCCCUUUGUUUGCAAUGUGAUAUGGCUAUACAUGUUGGAGGUAAAAGAACCCAUGGAAGAUAUCUUUUAUUAAGGCAGAGAGUUGAGUUUCCAGGGGGAAAAUCUGGUAAUGUAGAGGACCCAGCUUCACAACAGGUGGGUCCCAAUGACACCAAAAGAGGCCAAAAUCAGAUAGCUAAAACAACAGCAGGAGAGAAGCAACAAAAUCACAAGGAUUUUCCUGUUGAAGAGAAGGAUGCUAAAGCUGAUGGCCAUCAUAAUAUGGGAUCUGAAAUGAUAGAUUUGAAUAUGAAGCCUCAUUGGUGAAGCCUCAAAAAUCUUAUAAUCUACCCACUGGAAGCCAUUAAUGUGUUUUGUUUAUGAUGCCAAAAUGGACACUCUUGUUGUUCGUAUGGAUCCCGAAUAUUAAUUCUAAGAAAGAUGGCUGAUCCUGCAACGGCAGUAAAACAAGUCCAUAUGGUUAAUGUUCACCAAGAUCCUUUACUUUCAAUCAUCAGUGUACCAAAAUUGUGUUAGUUUACACUGUACGCCAAAUGCUACUGUAAUACUACCUUGCGGAAUGGAGUAAGACAAUUCUUUCA
Molecule: messenger RNA, 854 nt
Organism: Gossypium raimondii (Peruvian cotton)
Lineage: Eukaryota; Viridiplantae; Streptophyta; Magnoliopsida; Malvales; Malvaceae
Product: B-box zinc finger protein 18
Exons: 5
Coding region: 1-579 (192 amino acids)
Biological process (GO): regulation of DNA-templated transcription; photomorphogenesis
Cellular component (GO): nucleus
Molecular function (GO): zinc ion binding
Source: RefSeq, a predicted model, not a curated record